AUGAAGGUCUCUACCGUAAUGCGCGAAGUCGCUGCUGAAUGGUUCGCGGCAGCCGGUGUUGUGAGUACCAUUCGCGCUGAAGUGCUGACGUCUAAUUCGUCGUCUCUUGCAGCGCAGCAGCACAAGCCGGCGGGUGACAAAUGGUACGACAAGUGGAGUCCGCAGUCGGCGAAUGUGUACGUCGACGGCAAGAGCGAUAGGCGCGAACUCACGCGCGGCAGCGGUGGUGGUGCCGGCGGUGGUGGUGGCAACGCGCCGGACAUAGAUGACCGGGCGUCCGGCUUCGGGCCUGACGACGAGGACACUGAAAACGGUUCAGACACACGAAUGACCACUACUCUCGUGGUCGUCAUCAUCGUCGUGUCGUUUCGCGAGCACUUUUCGCGUUUGUCGCUCAGAAUUGUCAAACAUGCACUUUUAGGCGACGUGCAAGACACGGUCUCUUACUCGGGCGAUGAGGCGAUCGGAUCCGUCGAUUGGGUCGUGGACACGGUUUCAACGCUGCAGUCUUCCAGCGCCACGUCGCCGGUGUCAAAGGACAUUUUUCUCACGGACUUUACUCAUGUACCGUCAACAGAACAGCCGCCUGUAAGCCCCCCUGGAUGGCCCCCCGAAUCGGUCGAUUCUUCGGCGAUUAUUCCUUUAAUUUGCAUUUGUAUUUUAGCCGUUAUUGGCGGAGCAGUUGUUGGCCUUUUAGCGGCGAUUUUAUUGGUAAUGUUUGUUGUUUAUCGGAUGAGAAAGAAGGAUGAAGGAAGCUAUGCGCUGGACGAAUCGAAAUGUCCACCAUCUUAUCCCUAUGCCUAUCAGAAGGCUCCCACCCGUGAAUUCUAUGCAUAA
Molecule: messenger RNA, 837 nt
Organism: Soboliphyme baturini
Lineage: Eukaryota; Metazoa; Nematoda; Enoplea; Dioctophymatida; Soboliphymatidae
Source: the annotation of a GenBank genome assembly